Lampris incognitus (smalleye Pacific opah) is the source of this 1608-nucleotide messenger RNA. RefSeq names its product spindle and kinetochore-associated protein 3-like. Gene Ontology annotation, cellular component: outer kinetochore; spindle microtubule. Gene Ontology annotation, biological process: chromosome segregation; mitotic cell cycle. The transcript has a single exon. The record is from RefSeq and is a predicted model, not a curated record. NCBI's taxonomy places the organism in Eukaryota, Metazoa, Chordata, Actinopteri, Lampriformes, Lampridae. Bases 1 to 1608 code for a protein of 535 amino acids.
AUGGACCCGACGUCGAGUUUCUUCACGAAGCUGCGGAAGCUGGGGACGACUCUGGAGACAGAAACCGCCAGGUUUCAGCAUGCUUACCAGAACCGGGACCACCACUAUGAAAACGCCGAAAGGGCCAUGCAAACGUAUCACCAAAUGAACUCGCAGGUGAUGGAUAUGAAGAAGCAGGUACGGGCUCGGCUGGCCCAGCAGAGGGUGGAGGAGGAGGAGGUGAACCGCUUUAUAAAGGCGUGUGAGGUGAUGAAGCAGAGGUGUGCUGGAGAUAUUGAAAGGCUGAAGAGGCACUGUGAAAAGUACGGCUACCAAGCCCCCCAAAAGGGCCACAAUCCCACCAAGGUCAAAUGUCAAGAAGUAGAGGCCACGGAUAAAGCAGCGGUAGAGGAAGACGACUCCGGGGAAAUGGACGGAGAAGUGGAGACUGAGCAGGAGGUCAGAGAGACCUCGCUGGAAAUGGUGCUUCCGGCCUGCACCGUGGACCCAUUGCGCACCCCACAGCUCUCUGACUUUGGCCUGUCAAAGAUGCACCUGAGCAGAGUGCUGAGCAGCGUGCAGUUCACUGCGGAAGUAUCUCCCAUGCGCGGGAUGAACCGUUCUCCUCCGCCGCCCUACAUGUCCAUCCAGCCACCCGUGCCCGUGACUCCCAAGCUCCUCCUGCGCAUGGACGAGGAUAAGCUCCAAAUGCUGCAGAUUCACGAAUUUGGGAUCUCCGAACACACAAUGUCUCUCAACAAUGACUUCACCAUGGCCCUCUAUCAGAGGAACAACGAACAAGCUAACAGCGCUCCAGACAGCCUGCCCACAAGGCCAGUAAACUCUGUAAUAGACAACUUGUCUGCAAAGGACAGCGUGGGGUCAGAGACGCCUACAUUUUGCACUCGCAAGAUUACAAUCUGUAAGUCGCAUGACUGCUCCUCUCAACCACCUCCAGUGGGAGGGAGCAACCUAGGGUCCCCUGAUUGCCCUAUUAACCCGCAGACCACCCCUGAGGUCCCUGUGUUUGAAACCCCCUUCAUCAACACGCUCUUCAGCGCAAGCAAGGAGGUGGUGGAAGUUGAACCUGCAGAUGAUGAAAAGCCCAUCUCAGAAAUCCCAACACCCGCUAGUAGAACUGCCACCAAAUGCACCUGGGAGUACAACGUGCCUGAGGUAUCCAGCAGAGAUGCUGGUGAUGGACCGACACCAGAAAUGCCAAGCCUGGAGUCGAAUUUCGGAAGAAAUUUGAAAAGUCUUCUGGCCCAGACUCGAUUGAAGAAACCACCCGCAACAGUACAGCCACAUACCCGGCUAUCAGGGAAGGAAAACGACGUGCUGAGCCUUGCCAUCGUGUCAGAGUGUGAAUUUCAGAGUCUGCCCCGUUACCUCAAGCAGAUGUCCCUGUCCAGCCUCAACCAGGCCAUCCACGAGAUAAACAGUGCGGCGGCAGAAAAAUGCUACGGGGAAGCAACCGAGCUUUGGAUGGAGGACUUGAAGAAGAUCACGGGCAUUGGCACCAUGGCCCCCAUCUACUUCCUCUGUCUGACUGAGCUAAAGAGACUGGAGCUUGUCAAGGGUGCAGGGAGCAACGCUGUGUACAAGCUGAGCUCGCAACUGAAGACCUGA